AUGAGGAAGAACAAACAUGGGUUCAGGAGGCACGUUGUCAUCAAAAAGCCGAAGCAACCGCAGGAGCAACCCACCGUGGAUCCUGUUACGGGAAAGAAAAUCCCCAAAAGUUUUGUCUUUUCACGAGGGAAGAUUCCGGCUUCUCUCAAACAGCUUCAAAUGGACCUCAGAAAGUUGAUGCUCCCAUACACUGCUCUCAGCCUUAGGGAAAAGAAACGGAAUAAUUUGAGAGACUUUCUGAAUGUUGCUGGACCCAUGGGUGUCACGCAUUUCUUCAUAUUAUCAAAAACUGCAUCUUCACCUUACUUGAGGGUUGCAACAACCCCACAAGGGCCUACUCUUACGUUUAAGAUACAUGAAUACUCAUUGGCUGCUGACAUUGCUCGAUCUCAGUUGCGUCCUAGAUGCCCUAAGGAUCUAUUCAAGAAUUCUGCUUUGAUUGUGCUUUCUGGAUUUGUGAGUGGAGAUCCACCUCUACAGCUUACAACUAACAUGUUUCAGAAUAUUUUUCCAACAAUUGAUGUCAAAACUGUUAAGCUCUCCACUUGCCAAAGAAUCUUGUUACUUAAUUAUAACAAAGACACUAAGCUCAUUGAUUUUCGGCAUUAUUCCAUAAGAUUACAACCUGUAGGUGUUUCACGCAGAUUAAGAAAACUUGUGCAGAGCCAUCAGGUUCCUGAUCUAAGGAAUCUUCAAGACGUUAGUGAUUUUGUCACGAAGGCUGGGUAUGGAUCAGAGAGUGAAGCUGACGGAGAAGCAGCAACAGUUACUUUGCCUAGUGAUAUUGGUAGAGUUAAUCGUGCUUCUACAAAAAGUUCUGUCAAAUUACAAGAGGUUGGACCCAGGAUGACUCUUCAACUAGUUAAGAUUGAGAAGGGACUGUGUUCGGGCGAAAUUCUCUUCAGAGAAUUUGGAACAGCUGGUGGCAAAGGAAAAAGUGAUGAUGAGAUGCUGGGUGAAGAAGAUGCAGAAGGUGACGAAGACGGAGAAGAUCAAGAUGAAGAACAUCCAGAGGACAGUGAAGAUGAAGACGAAGAUGAAGAACUUGAUUAG
Messenger RNA from Sphenostylis stenocarpa, 1053 nucleotides. Lineage: Eukaryota; Viridiplantae; Streptophyta; Magnoliopsida; Fabales; Fabaceae. The record is from the annotation of a GenBank genome assembly.